CCAUUUGAAGAUACCUCCCAUUCACCCAUCCAAUCUUUCCGUGUUUGAAGAUGUGGAGGAGAUAUCGGGCAACUUAAUUAUCCAAUCAAAUCACACAGAAUUCCGGAAUCUCUCAUAUUUUAAGAGUCUGAAAUAUAUUUCUGGUCGGGAACCGAAUGGGAAACGAAUCAAUGAGACAGUUGUAAGAAUUUUACCAUUCUAGAUAACAACAAUGUCGCCAUCUGUCUAGCAGAGUGUCCAAGUAUCAUGUACCCAGAUGAAAAUAAUAUCUGUAGAAAAUGUCAUAAAAACUGUGCUGAUGGAUGUACAGGAAAUUCUGAUAUUGUGGGUCCAGGGGGAUGUAACUCUUGUGAAGUCGGUUUUCGAAAGUCUCAUUUUACAGAAACUAUAAGAUGUUUACCAACCGAUACUAAUUCCUGCCCCGACAGUCAUCAUCUAACUCCCGUUAAAAUAGACAAUAAUAAUCUACUAGGUGGAAAAAGGAUGUGUGAACCUUGUCAUCGACUGUGUCAGACAUGUUACGGGGCCAGUAAUAUGAAUUGUAAUAAAUGUAAAUUUUUCGAGGCCGAUUCGUGUGUAGAUUUCUGUCCAACUAUGACAUUCGGUAAUAAAGCGACACAGAAGUGUGAACCAUGUUUUGACGAGUGUCGAAGUGGAUGUCGAGGAUCAGAAAGUACAGAUUGCUUGGCAUGUAAAAACUUCAAAAUCUACAUCGGUGAGGAUGAUAAGAGGUUUAACUGCACGGAUGAAUGUCCACAUCUACCAUAUUCAGUGUUGGAUAACAACACAAAUAGUGAAACAGCAUCUAGAACAGUUUGUGCUGAUAAUACCCAUCCAGAAGUCAUCGCUUUAUUAUCACGUAACGCUGAAGAUGAAAAGAAGAAAAUGGCUAUAAUUGUUGCUCCAUCUGUAGCCGGUGUACUGAUUGUAGCUGUUUUGAUCGCUUGUAUAGCUUGGUGCUGUCAAAAACGAGCUAAAGCCAAGAAAAAAACGGCAAAACUUACGGCCAAGAUGACUGGCUGGGAUGAGGAAGUGCCUCUUACACCUACGACAGCUAAACCUGACCUUGCUCAGUUAAAAUUGAUAAAGGAAUACGAUUUACGACGUGGAGGUAUUAUUGGCUCUGGAGCAUUUGGUACUGUCUAUAAAGAUUUUGGAUUCCAGAAGGUGAAAAUGUUAAAAUUCCUGUGGCUAUAAAAGUUUUACAGGAAGGAACCUCACCCAAUCAGAAUAAAGAAUUGUUGGAAGAGGCUCGUGUCAUGUCGUCAGUAGAACAUCAGUAUUGUGUCAGGAUAUUGGCAGU
Molecule: messenger RNA, 1303 nt
Organism: Patella vulgata (common limpet)
Lineage: Eukaryota; Metazoa; Mollusca; Gastropoda; Patellidae
Product: epidermal growth factor receptor
Exons: 8
Coding region: 247-1197 (316 amino acids)
Source: RefSeq, a predicted model, not a curated record